AUGCUAAGGGGACUAAAACCUCGCGGCGGCCUUCACCUCUGUAGAAUCUCCAGCAAAACAAUCGCCGUCGAUGGCGUCAUCUCGGCAAAGAAGUGCUCUGGGAUAUCCUCCUGUGGCCUCGCGGUGGCUUCACAGGGGGGGGCUCGCUUCUUCUUCUUCUUCGGGGCAGCUGGUCGUCUGGAAUCAUCCCUACUAGGUCUUUCCGCCUUCGCCGCCGUUCGCUGUCUCUCGCAGAAUGCGGAUUUCCUCUCCGGCGGAUCCGCAGUCGCUUCGCUUCUCACUCCCUUGGCCGAUGAUCGGGAGGAAGCGGCGAGGGAGCCCGGAUAUGUCAACAUCGCGACGCUGGUCGCCGCCAUGUCUCUGCUGUCCAAGGCAUGCGACCUUGUGCAGGGGCAGGCUCUCCACGCCAUGGUCGUGAAGUGGAGCCUCGAUUCGCACACGCCAGUAUGCAAUGGGCUGGUUAAUCUAUACGCCAAGUGCGGGGAGUUCACCUCUGCAGAGUCGGUGUUCGAGCGGGUCGAGCUCAAGGACGUCGUGACAUGGAAUUCCCUCAUCAGUGGUUGCCUCUGCAACGGACUAGAAGACAGAGCGGCCUUCUACUUCAAGGAGAUGAGCAUCUCCAGUGCUCGGCCGGAUCAGGUGACCUUCUCCUGCCUCCUCUCGGCGUGUUCUUACCCGAGGGGUCUACACGCCCUCGGGGAAUCUGUCCAUGGCCGGGUGAUCAGUCUGAGCUACGACUCCCAUUCUUCGGUGGCAAAUUCUCUAGUUUCUUUCUAUUGCAAGUGUUGCGACGUGGAAGCUGCGGAGAAGGUGUUCAGAGGCCGUGCUCUGAAAAGCGUCGUCUCCUGGAAUUCCAUGAUCAAUGGGUUAGUGCAGAACGGGAGACUCGACGAGGCAUUUGAUCUUCUGCAUGAGAUGCAAUCCACGACGCCGAUUCAACCCGACUCUGUGACUGCCAUCGCUUCUCUCCAGCUCUGUGCAGAGUUCUCCCUGUUGAGCGAAGGUAUGUCUGUCCAUGGAUUCACAGUUCGCAGAGGGUUCGAAGCCCUGAAUCUCUGUGUCACAAACAGCUUAAUUGCAAUGUAUAUCAAGUGCAAGUACCUGAGAUCUGCGGAGAUUUUGUUCAGCACCAUGCCUCGUAGAGAUAUCAUUUCUUGGAACACGAUGAUCUCUGGGUACUCGCACAUCCGAUGCUUGAAGAAAGAAUCCUGGAGCAUGUUUCGCGACUUGCUUCGAACGGGUCUGAGAUGCAGCAUUGGGACUUUCCUGGGUGUUGCUCCCUCCUUCAGCUCCCCCGAAGACCUCUUCUUUGGGAAAUCUGUCCAUGGCUGGAUGCUCAGGUGUGGAUUCCCAGAGACUGUCUCAGCUGUCAAUGCCCUCAUGCUAAUGUACAUAAAUUGUGGGGACUUGCCGUCUUCCUCCUCACUGUUUGAAGGUGGGUUGACUCAAUCAGAUGUCGUCUCUUGGAACUCUGUUAUUGUGGGCUGCGUGCAGAAUGAGCAUUACAGAGACGCCUUGGGAACUUUCCUCAUGAUGCUGCAGCAAUCCCACCCGAAGCCCGACCCCAUCACCCUAGUAAGUGUCUUCUCGGCAUGCGGCCUUCUUGAGCUCCUGUGCUUUGGGAGGUGCCUCCAUGGAUUCACCCUAAAGCUGCCAGUGGGUUAUCAUCUUCGUGUCAGGAACGCACUGAUAACCAUGUAUUCUCGCUGCGGGGACAUAGAGAGCUCAGAAUCAGCGUUCCAGGACAGUAAAGUGAGGAACCUAUGCUCAUGGAACUGCAUGAUAUCUGGUUAUGUGCAGAGCAGAGAAAGCAAGAAGGCCUUGGAGGUUUUCCUAAACAUGGGCGAUGAGCGCCCUGAUGCAAUCACUGUUGUUGGCUUACUCUGUGCUUGUGCGCACUUGGGGCCCCUCAGGCUCGGGAGGGACAUUCAUGGAUAUGCCCUCCGGCAUGGACUCAACAGCAAUGGUUAUGUGUCUGCUGCACUCAUCGAUAUGUACAGCAAGUGUGGAUGGCUGGAGGCUGCCAUUCGGGUCUUUCAAAAUUCAGAUGAGAAAUCUGUGGCUUAUUGGAAUUCGAUGAUCUUGGCCUAUGGUUUCCAUGGCCAUGGUAGGGAGGCCAUCAGGCUGUUCUCUGAGAUGCGGGGGACAGGCAUCGCACCUAAUAAGAGCACCUUCAUCAGUGUUUUAUCGGCUUGCAGCCACUCUGGCUUAGUUGACGAAGGUUGGGAGCAUUUCAAGCUAAUGCCUGAAUACAGGAUUGAACCAGCCACCGAGCAUUGUGUUUGCAUGGUGGAUAUGCUAGGCCGGGCUGGGAGGCUCAGUGAGGCUUAUGAAUUCAUCAGACAUGUGCCGAGGAGGCCUGAAUCAGGGAUAUGGGGAGCUCUUUUGAGUGCCUGCAAGGAUCAUGCUAAUCUUGAGAUGGGGAAGUUGAUUGCAGAGUAUCUCUUCCACUGCGAGCCUGAAAAUGUGGGCUACUAUGUUUCUCUGUCUAAUUUGUAUGCAGCUUCAGAGAAAUGGAGUGAUGCGAUUAAUGUCAGAAGUCUUAUAGAAGACAGGGGAUUGGUGAAGCCCCCUGGGUGCAGUCUCAUUGACGUGUGUGCCAGGUGA
Spirodela intermedia is the source of this 2607-nucleotide messenger RNA. Lineage: Eukaryota; Viridiplantae; Streptophyta; Magnoliopsida; Alismatales; Araceae. The record is from the annotation of a GenBank genome assembly.